Lytechinus pictus (painted urchin) is the source of this 11007-nucleotide messenger RNA. RefSeq lists its product as uncharacterized. The coding region runs from base 36 to 956 and encodes 306 amino acids. The record is from RefSeq and is a predicted model, not a curated record. The transcript has 7 exons. Lineage: Eukaryota; Metazoa; Echinodermata; Echinoidea; Temnopleuroida; Toxopneustidae.
AUUCUGGUUUAAUCAAUCUAGAGUGGAUAUUUCAAAUGAUAUCCGAUGAGAUUGACAAAGCUCCUAAGCACAUCUAUCUGGUUGACAUCGUUCCAAACCUAAGGUUCCUACUACGAUGUGGGGCACUCACGGGGGACCCAGAAUAUGAACUCAGCAAAUUCACACAGAAGUACCCAUCAUACUUUGCGUUGAACCUUGCCAUCCAUGAAAACAAGAUUCUUGAAGAAGCGAAAGCACAUGGAGCUAAACAUCCGGAUAAGAUGAAAGAAGGCGGACAGAGUGAUGAGGCUGAUUCAUCAAGACUAGCCAGAAGAAACGUGUUGUAUCAGAACAGUGUGAAGGCGUGGCUAGGAUAUUUCCGUAAUGACCAUCAGUUGGUAACAGUCGAUGUCUCUUGUGGUGUGAGUGAUCUCAUCUGGCAUAGAGUGUGUGAUUUCUUUGGACAUGAUCUGGAAUGUUUGCCAAAGAAGACGGUCAAUACAGUAGUUUUGUUCGCUUUCAAUGGCUAUGACUAUUCAGCAAUAGAUAUGCAGAGAUAUCAUAUGGAGCUCAUUCAUCUCAAAGAUAUACUGCCAAAACCAGAUAUGCUACCGGAUGCUGCUCUCCACACACUAAGCACACACAUUGACAAAACGGCGCCCACGGCAGAAUCAUUCUGCGUUGACCUGACGGACACAUCAAUCAAAAAAGACAUGGAGAGGCUGGAUCACUCAAAGCGAGAGUUCCGGAGAGAGAUGAGGUUUAUUGAAUGGGAAGACACAUACUUGGACAAAUACAUCUUCAUUAGCUCGGAGAAGAAGGAAAGGGGUCGCAAGACUAGUCUCUUUGUCCAGACCUUCAAAGUCAUCGCUACCACAGAAAACGAAGUGUGUCUAUUCCCUCCGGAGACCGACGUCGGACUCUGUCAGGAUUUGGCCUUCUCAUUCGGUCAUCAUAGACACCCCUCUGCGAGAUAAGGAGGGUACACCGUUGCCCCCCUCACAUCCCCCCCCCCCUUUUAGACUCCAGCAGUGUAAAAAGGUUGUAAGUUACAAGUUUGUUGUGGGGAUUCCGUAACAUAGGGUACGUGUGAUAUUUUUCGUGUCCCAUUUAAUGCAUGAUGAACUUUGAACCAUAUGGCCCGAAUUCACAAAGGUGGUUUUGAAAACCCACGGUUGAGUCCAUGGUUUAUGCAGAUUUCCUGUAUAAAUUACGCUUAAUUUAGCGCGUAUCGGGCGCGUGUAUAAAACAUGUCCAAUGCUGAUGCGCGCUUUUGUCACAGUGCGCCAAAUUUACGCCUGUUACCAUAAUUAGAUACGCUAUUUUAUUCAUGAGUCCACUGUUUUUAUUCAUGAGUCCACUCUUCAAACAGUGGACUCAUGAAUAAAAUAGCGUAUCUAACCAUGGUAACAGGCGUCAAUUUGGCGCACUGUGACAAAAGCGCGCAUCAGCAUUGGACAUGUUUUAUAGACGCGCCCGAUACGCGCUAUAUUUAGCGUAAUUUAUACAGGAAAUCUACAUAAACCAUGGACUCAACCGUGGGUUUUCAAAACUACCUUUGUGAAUUCGGGCCUAUGUCAUCAUGACACUAGUGUGAAGAAACAUAGGCCGAUACUCUUCUCAGUAUUCAGUAGCCAGCUGAGAUCUACUAGUCUCAUGACAAAAUUUAUGGUCUCACUAACUCAAAAUUUAUCAUUUGAGAGGGACACUGAAAUUGUCACAAAUUGGCACCCUUCUUUUACAGAAUCACCCUUAGUAGAUUUGAGUGUUAGCAGAUAGAAGUAUUACACAACAUUCCAUUAAAAGAUAUGUGUUUUUACAAUGAUCCAGUGACACACUUAUUGACUGGGUUAGAUGCAUGAAGCAAGUUUUUUGUACGAUUUAAUACCAUUUCAAGUAUUCUUGUAUCUCUUUGAGGGAAUGUUUUUUCUCUUUGUUUCUUAAUUUAGUGAGUAAAUUGGUCUCUUUUGGGAACCAUUUGCUGGUUUAUGCCUUGUUGAAAUUCUUGUCUCAAAAUCAAAGAAAGUUGUUUGUUCAACCUUGGCUCUGAACAUAAUAUCAAUGAUAGGGGCAGUGGCAAGUAGUGAAAAAUAGAAAAUAAAAGGAGAAAAUCAAACUCGACAGUGAUUUUGAGUGAGCCUGUUUUUUUUUCUUGUACUUACAACCUUUUUACACCCUAUCUUAUCUCUGAGCUAAUCUGUAUAUUUCCUGAUCUAUUAUUGUUUUUUUAAACCAUUGAUUUAUAAACUAUAUUGAAUUUGACAUUGUUACUCAUAUUGGAAGAAGUUUGUCUGAAAUAUUCUACUUGACAUUGUGGUAAUAAGCUAUGAAAUGUAUUCAUAUAAUUCAAAAUUAAAUGAAUUAUUUACUUGUAUAUAUAUAUAUAUAUGAACAUGUAUUUGAGGUGGGACCUAAACAGGUUUCCGAAUUUUUAACCGUUUGAGAGAAGCUAUAUAUAUGAAUAUAUUAUUGUUGCCACUCAUUUGUAGCAGGAUGGCGGUUGAUACUGGGUUUUGUUGUUUGUUUGUUUGUUAAAGGAAUUUUCUUGUUGUUGAAUGUACAUGAUUCUUAGGCAAUAUUACUUAAGCCCCCAUCACACUUAUUCCGAAUCAAGCAGAAUUGGCCUGAAUGAAGGACUAUUGUUUGACCACCAAUUGGUCAUUUAAAUCUACUUCCAACAUCGUUCGAGAAUACCCCUCGAAUGUUUUGAACAUGACCAAAACCUUUGGGACGGCCAAAAGAAAUGACAAAAAUAUUUCGAAUGCACUCAGAAUGCACUCAGAAUAUUUAGAAUGCCCCUAGAAUGUCCAAGAACGUAGCACGAAUUAUCAAUCUGACUCCAUUGCGGUUCAUUUUGACUAGUGUAUGAUGAUAAACCUGGUCAAUUUACUGAAUUUCAUCUCCAGUUUGAUGAAUUCAUAAGUUCCUCCCAAAAAUUUCUAGAUUUUUUGAAUAUUUUUUCUUUCCAGCUUCUGCUCGAUUCCUGCUGAUUCCGAAUAAGUGUGACGGGGGUAUUACAUUUAGGAUAGUAUGUGGAAGAUUGUAUUCACUAUUAACUGAAUGUAGUGUUCAUCAAAACAAUUCCAAAUUAAAUUGGUAGGAGAAUCAAAUCAUUUGUAAAGUUCGGGCAAUAUGAUUUAUUAUUGCCUUUAUCAGACAUCAGAGCUGGUCAGAACCGUGUUGCCCUAUAUUUUCUGAAUAUCGGGAAGGGUUACAUGUAGGUAUAUUUUGCUCGGUCUCUAUGUGGGUAUUGACUUUCCAUGCAGAGAUGACGCAAAAUAUACCUUUGUAUUUUCCAUGGUCUCACAUCUGGGCAUGUGUAGAAAGAGAUACGCUUCAUAAUGAUCUGCGCACCAACAAUAUAAGUCAUAAUAAAGACAACGCUGGAUCCGGGAGCUUACAAUUAAGUACGUCAUUAAUGGCAAAGUGCUGAGCCGCUCGAUAUAAACACGAAACAAUAGAACCCUAUUCUUGAAAGAAAUAUCUUCAUUUUCAUAUUUUUUGCUCUACAUGUAGAUAUCGGAUUUGGAUGUUAAUAAAAAUAUUGACUGGCUCUUCUUUUGGGGAACAUCAAAUAAAUUGCCCUUAAAAGAACCAUAUUACCAUUGUCUAAAGACUCGGGCCAAUACACUGUAUGGUUAAUUUGCGGGCAAUAUAUUUGAUGUUCCCCUCAAGGCCAGUCAAUAUUAUAUGAUUAUACCCUCACCAAACAAAGACUGAAGCAGGGGAUAAUAGGAAUUACAUGUAGAAUCCGGUUGGUCCAUCUGUCAGUCCAAUGCUUGUUAGACUGGGCACAUAUAAUGGUAUCAAAGUGAAGAUGUUAGAAACAUAAUGAAGUGGCUACCUUUUCUUUCAUAUGUGGCGGGUACUACAUAUUAUGCUUCUCACAAUAAAAACAAUUAUUCAUUGAGAUUUUAAUAUCAUUUUAGAUUUGCUAUGUUAUUUUAAUUUAAUUCCUGAAUAAAAGUUUUUUUUUAACUUUAAUAUCAUUACACUUUUAGAAUUGACAUUGUAAUGAAAAUAAUAAAAUCCCAAUUUUCAAUUUGAAAUAGAUGCAAGAAUUCCAUUAUUUACAAAUAUAUUUUGCAAUUAUCUUUCAUUCUGACUAUGACGUCAUAUUUGAUUUUUUUUUCUUCUACAGUGUAUGUAUUCAAUAAGGUCCUUACAUGUUUGGCUAAUACCUUGUUUGUCAAGCUUUAAGUCAAUAGAAAGAGUUCAUGACUACAUGUAAAUACAUGUAUAUCAAAUGAGAUCCUUCAGUUACUAGAAAGGGGACUAAAAUUAUAUUUUUAGCAUUUAUUCUUUCAGUUUGUUGCAAUUAAUUUGAAUAAUACAUGAAAUUUGAUUUUUCUACUAUGUCCUUUUAUAUUUUUCUGUAAAGACAAAAUUUUUCUAGUAUUUUGUGGUGGCAUUGUGUGAGUAUAAAACACUGAAUCUCUGAGUAUAUACAGUACAUGUUGUAGUUGGAGCAAUGGAUAUCUGAUUUUUUUUGUAAGUGUGUGCUUUGCAAACCAAGAACACAUGUAUUCAUAAGUAUUACUCACUCUACGCACCUUUCUCACAAACUUGCAAAAAAGUAAUUCUAUAGUUAAAUGCAUAUGAAAUUUGGAUAUCAAUAAAUUGGGAGAAGCAAGAGUAUCCAAAUUCAUCCAAGUUAACUGCUGGUGCAAUAAUCUUUUUUUCUUUGAUUCUUAAUGUUUUGGGGACAAACAAUUUCAUUCAUUUCAAUUCUGAUUUCCAUCUUCAAAUUCAAUUUCAAUUGUAACUUUUUUUUUGCAUGCCGCCGUUUCUCUUUUAUUUUGGUGCUUAUAGUGUUGUUAAUAGGUGCUAAAUAUUUUAUUGUGUAAAAUGAGAAUUUUAACCUGAAUGUUUUUUUUUUAUGAAAAAUGAAACGAGAGGAAUGGGUCUGACCAGAGUCUAGCUGAUACAGAAAAAGAAAUACAAAUUAUGGAUUUUGAAGUUGUGAUAAUUGAAAAGCAAAGGCAAGUCCCACUGACCGACGGAUACAACACAUAUUCAUGAAGGAUACAGCGGACAAGCAAAACUUUGGGGUGGCUCCAUCCGUUUUCAUCCGCUUCAGACAAUGAACAAUAAAAUCACAGUGGACGGAUGCUUGAUGGAAAUAGAGCGUAUAAAACACGUAUGCAAAGAGCACACAACGGAUACAUAAUGUUUUCCAAAGGAUGGCAAGAUUUUUUUCCGUUUUACAUCCUCUCUGCAUCUGUAAGUGCAGUGGGACCAAGCCUUUAACACCUCUAUCACGUACAUGUAAAGGACAAGCUGAUACUUGCUUCUGCAAUCAUUCAAGUUUGUUUUUGUUUGGGUGGGGGGGGGGGCUGAGUUAAGGUAAUAAACAUAAUGAUAAUAGUAAAGAUAACAAAGAUUUUGAUAAAUAACAAUUCAAUGUUCUCCUAUUUUUAACCAGAUCUAUAUCUGGUUAAGUAGGGGAACAUUGGAUUGAUAUUUUGGUUUUUAUCAUCAUCAGGGAGUGCUAAAAAAAAAAAAUUACCUGAAUUUCAUCAGUUCAACUGUCAGUAUGGUAUGUAGGGGGGGGGGGGUAGAAAUGGUGUCCAAACUGAUAGUUAGUUUCUAUUACGUCAUAUCAGGUUGCUCUUAACUAGUUAAUAUCAAAUGUAACUUUAUAAACCUAUGAUCCUUUAAAAAAAAAUCAGAUUAUGAUUAACCCUUACACUGCCCUGUUCCUCUAAUUCAUCCUUGAUUCAGCUCAACAAAUUGUCAGUUAUGAAUUCUUGAAAGCUUUUUGCUCAUACUCUUUAAUGCUACUAUUGUAAUUUUAUGUUCUAAUAAAUACUCUGUAGAUCUACUUCAUGUUAGAGCUGAAAACAAACAAAAACAAACUAUACCUGUUUACUGUGUCAAACUAUUUUUGUUACCUUUUGUUUCCGAGUAUUAACAAACUUUAUACCGUGUGAAGUGUGUGCAUCGCUUUUUUAAUCUUGAAUUUGUAGAUUCAUAAAUAAUGAAAUAUUGAAGAACAGAAUGAAAUGAUCUGCAUCUAAUUAAUAUGCAAUUUGAAUUGCUCCUGAUUUGGCAACUAGUUUUAAUAUUUGACUUGCAAUGUUGCGCUAAUGUUUUGAUUUCAAGACUUGACCCACUUUUAUAUGAAAAGUCCUACAGCCUAUUUGCACUGUUUAUUUUAUUAAGGUUUUCUUUCAUACCUGUACCAUUUAAAUGCAACAUUUAAGUCAUCUAUAUGUAUGUGCAAAUAGGUUCAUUAAGCCUAUAUCAAAUUUCCGAUUUUAGCAGUUUGUUUUCUGUGCAAUGGCCAUCCUAUUUUGUGUAAUUUCUUUUCAAACAACUGGAUUUUGAGACUAUCUGUGUUUGGGGUAUUAGUUUGUGCAAUUUAUAUUUAUGUUGAUAUGAUUUAUGUGCAAACGGCUGUAUUGCAAGACUAUUGGCCACCUUGAUGAAUGAAUACUUAGCUCCUUGUUAGAAUUCAGGCAAUGUGUAAAUGUACACUGUAUAUAUCAACAUGUAUAUUUCUAUUGUUUUUUGCUUUGUGAUUGCAAAAUAAAAUGAGGCUGGAAUUAUAUGCUACAUGUUUUUUCUAAGAACGGGAAAUAUAUAAAUGAAACUAGUUCUGCAUCCUUCUUAAUAGUGAUAUUUCUAAUAUUCAGGUGUUCGGAAUAUAGGUUGUAUUGAACGUGGCAUUAAAAUGCACUUGUAAUUUUGAAUGUACCCUUUUGAUCGUUCACGAAUAGCUUGAACAUAGUCUGACAUCAUUUAUCCAGCGGUCUCGUGACCGACACCUUAUGUAGAGGACCGGUACAGUGUUUUUUUCCUUUAAAAUCACAGAUAACUUUACUUUAUACCAUUUUAUUUGUACGAGAUGAAUAGAAAAUAAAAUUGAAUUUUCUGAACAUUUCCGACUCUCCCAUGGACAUGCAUAUGUAGCAGUCAGUUUGUAUUAAAAUCACAAAGAAGAAAUGAAAAUAGGCAAUGCAGUUGUACAAUUUAAGUUGUUUACAAAAUGUGAACGAGACCAUGUUUAAGUUGUUUACAAAAUGUGAACGAGACCAUGUUUUUUUAAUGUGUUUAACAUGACUUUGAUCUGGCUGUGUUCCAAUUUUGCACAUGCAGCUUUACAUCAAUACACCUUAUACACAUGAUGUCAUAAUCUUAAUGGUGUGUAUCCUCCUCGAGAGGCUGUAGGAUUGUAAUAGAGUUUUUGGUUCAGAAUAAUGUGAAGAAAAUAUAGGAUUAGGGUUGAUUUAGUUUUGGAGGUUAGGUUUUAUGUUUGGCUUAAUGUGCAGAUUUUCCAUCGGAGCAAUUUUCGCCAGAGCAAACAUCAUGGAACUGCUAUAGAGAUAGCCGAAGAUUACCAACGUAUGCAAGACAAUGGCUUCAGCCUCUAUAAUGGCAUGCGGUCUGUAUGUCAAUAUUAGCAACAUGAAUUGUUUCUAUGAAAGGAUAAAUAAAAUGUGAACAGGUUGCAUACUUUCCAUUGCAAAGGAAUUGAAUUAUGUGGGUGUGUUUAAACAUCAAAGGAUUUUAGAGUAUACAUGUAUUUAGAGCAAACUUUGAAAUGAAAAGUCCACACCUUGCUUUUGCUUCAGGAAAAUUUGUAGUGUGAAAGAGGCUCGUGAUAUCAGUGGAAAGGCCAUGACCUUUUGAGAGUGUAUUCACAAGUAGUUUUAUUUUUUUGUACUGAUCAGAUAGCAAGUUAUAGAAAUAUAUGCAACAUUAUUGAAGAAGUUGGAUAAUGUACAGAUUUGAACUUUACAUAUCAAUUGUUCGUCUUAUUUGUGUUUAAAAUAAAGUAGCUUCUUAGCUAAUGCAAAACAUAAAAAAAAAAAAGAAUUUUCAUAGGUUUUGAAAAUGAUGACUUGUAAUGUAAUGUUUUGAAAACAUAAGGGUUUUGAACAUGUUUUUUGAGCAUUCCAAAAACCUCUUAAGCUUUUGAAAAUGUUUUUCAAGCAUUCUGAGCAUAUCAUGUGCAUGCUUUGAUACUUGUUAUAGUUAUUGCAGUUUCAUUUUCAAAACUUGACUUAAUUGAACACUUACAUUAUAUUAAGAGUGUAAUACAAUUAUCAUUCUGGGCAUAACAGUAGCUAUUUACUAAUAUUUACUGAUCGAUCUUGUACUCUGUUCAUACAUGUAGAAUAUAUAUAUAUAUAUAUAUAUACAAUGUUUUGAUUUUGAAAUAAACAGUGUGUUCAUGCUGUAUAUGUUUUUAGAAAAAUGUUUUAUAGAGUAACCAAGAUUAUUCAUGUGUUGAUUUGGAUUGGUAAUGUGAAUGCUCCAGUUUGUUCAAUUGUGGGCCUUUUAUAUGAAACAAAAUAUUGAUUCUGCUACAUAUACAUCAUUUUCUCCUUUGAAAUAUAUUUUUAAGUGUAAAUAUUUUUGAAAAUUCCUUUUCUCUUUAAUGAUUAUUUGUUUUUUAAAUUGUUAUUUGUCUCCAGUUCUUACACAAGAUUUUUAAAUAAGAAUUUAUCCAACAGAAGUCUGCAUCAAAUUGUACCCCUAUCUUCAUGAAUGUGUGACAUUUAUACCGAGGUUUUUUUACCUGACUGCUAAGAAAGCACGAAUGCCUGUGAGCAAGCAACCAGGGGACCAACGGCUUAAGGUCCUCUCCGAGGGACCUGGUAAUGAGGAUAAAUGCCUUACCAAAGGGCACUAGUGCACCUCUUGGGAAUCGAUCUCGGGUCACCGGACUCCGAAACCCCCGCUCUACCGACUGAGCUAUCGCGCUCAUCCUGCCAUUAAUAAACACAACAAACACAACAUUUUUGCCCAAAGUGGGGCAGAGUUAAUGGCAAUACCAUAACUUAUCCAUUUGUUUAUUUGGAAGACAAAAAUUGCAUUGAGAUGCUCAUUAAAAAAAAAAAUCUUAAAAGAUAAUAAUUAAUGAUAAUUGGAAUUUAUAUAACGCUUUAUCAAUCUACGACUGUUCAAAGCGUUUCACAAUUAUUAUUACCUGGUCACUGGAUUCAUAGCAUUUCAAGCAGCCUGUUAGGCGCACACUUGCUAAACCAACCACAAUGACGGUUGUUUCCUACCGGUACCCAAUUAGCACCUGGGUGGGAGUGGCCAUGUGUGGAUUGACGCCUUGCCAAAGGGCGCUAGGCCAUGGUGGGAUUUGAACACACGACCCUCUGAUUACAAGGUGAGAGUCAGAACCGCUGCACCACGGCACUUCCAUAUUUGGAAAACAAAAGAUAAGUGAUUUGAAAUUGGAUUCUAUAGAACCCAAACAUGUCCCAGUUGUUUACAAAUAACCAGGAAUGUGAGAGGGAAAUAACUAUGUAAAUUUUCAAACAGCCCUUGCUAUGGACAUUGUUAUCAAAAGCUGAGAUCUAACUAAAUUUGAAAAUUUGGUACAGCUGCAAAAUUUCCAGUAUCUCUAGUUUGCAGUAGCUUUUAAAAAAAAAUCACCAAAGGCCUUAAUUAUUCCUACUGUCAGGGGCGGAUCCAGGAUUUUCCAAAGGGGGUGGGGGCACAUUUUCCUGAUGAAAAUUUGACAAGCAAAAAAAAAAUUCACCUAAACUUGAAGGGGCAUUUCAUCCACGGAAAAUUUGACGAGCAUAAACAAAAAAAGUCCUCACUUUCAAAGGGGGGGGGGGGCACAAUUGGGUCAAAACGACAUAUUUACAUUACCAUUUUUAAUUAUGCCUCUCAAAGGGGGGUGGAUAUAUGCCCCCCAUCCCUGGAUCCGCCAUUGCCUACUAUAUAGUUAUAGUCAUUAUGAUUAUGCUUUUAUUACUUUUUCAUUAUUACUUCCCCUGUUUGUGAAAUAAUCUCCUUUCUUUCUUUCAAAUGUGCCCAAAAUUAUUGUUUGUGUUAAGGUACUGCUAGUUAAGAAUGACUAGAUAUAAAAUUGUCAUUUGAUUUGUUGCAUUGAGAUUUAAUGCAAAAUAACCCUGAUAUAAGACUGUGUAUUCAAUAUUUGAUAUCGAGUGACUUAAAAAUGACCCAAGUUAAGGUUAUGCAUUCAAUUUGUUAUAUUUACUUCAUUGAAAUUGACAUGGGCCCUGCCUUAAAGAGAAUUACGAUUGAUCCAUCCGAACUCUAUUAUAUGGAAAUCUAUCGAUGUCAUAUUUUUUUUUUUUUUUUUUGUAGAAAAUUUGAAAAAUGACCUUUGUAAACAAAAAGAAGCAGACUGGAUCAUCAAGAAAACAAAUGUAAUCUUUAAUUUUUUUUCGAACAAACACGCAUUGUAGAUGUUGGUAUCGCUGGCUUUCCAUAGCUGUGGUUGAUUGGAUCAAUCGCAACUCUUUAGUUGUGGUUGAUUGGAUCAAUCGCAACUAUUUAGUUGUGGUUGAUCAGAUCAAUCACAACUCUUUAGUUGUGGUUGAACGGAUCAAUCGCAACUGUUUAGUUGUGGUUGAUCGGAUCAAUUGCAACUCUUUAGUUGUGGUUGAUCGGAUCAAUCACAACUCUUUAGUUGCAGUUGAUUGGAUCAAUCGCAACUGUUUAGUUGUGAUUGUUUGGAUCAAUCACAACUCUUUAGUUGCGGUUGAUCGGAUCAAUCGCAACUGUUUAGUUGUGGUUGAUCGGAUCAAUUGCAACUCUUUUAAGAGCUGUGGGUUGAUAGGAUCAAUCACAACUCUUUAGUUGCAGUUGAUUGGAUCAAUCGCAACUGUUUAGUUGUGAUUGUUUGGAUCAAUCACAACUCUUUAGUUGCGGUUGAUCGGAUCAAUCGCAACUCUAGUUGCGGUUGAUCGGAUCAAUCGCAACUCUUUAGUUUCGGUUGUUCGGAUCAAUCGCAACUUUAGUUGUGGUUGAUCGAAUGAAUUGCAACUCUUUAGUUGUGGUUGAUCGGAUCAAUCGCAACUCUUUAGUUGUGGUUGUUCGGAUCAAUCACAACUCUUUAGUGAUCGGAUCAAUGGCAACUCUUUGUAAGAUUGGGACCUGAUUUAAAGUUGUGCAUUUAAUUUGUUAUACUGUUUUCAUUGAAAUUAACCUGAUAUACAAGGCUGUUCAUUUCAUUGGUUUAUAUGCAUGUAGACAGCACUUCAUGCCAAAAAAUAAAAUAAUCUCUGAAAAGAUGUUCUUGUAAACAAUCAA